This is a messenger RNA of Monodelphis domestica (gray short-tailed opossum), 2018 nucleotides long. It is a transcript of the gene MPP1, whose product is annotated as MAGUK p55 scaffold protein 1. Lineage: Eukaryota; Metazoa; Chordata; Mammalia; Didelphimorphia; Didelphidae. Gene Ontology annotation, molecular function: protein binding. The record is from RefSeq and is a predicted model, not a curated record.
CCAGGGGCGGAGCCGGCGCGGCAGGGGCGGGCGCGGCUGCUGGAGUCCAGGGCUCCGCCGGCCGCCCGACCCCCCACGGCGUCGGCUGCUCCGUGGCUCCGCCCCCUGCCCGCGCCCCCGCCUCCUCCGCCCAUCUCGCUGUCCGGGUCUCUCUGGUAGGCCCGCCCUCCCGCCCUCCGCGGCUCUUCUCCGUCUCUCUCCCUCCGGGAUCGCUGAGCGGCGGGCGGUUACGAGUGUCGGGCCGCCGCGUCCUCCCGUCCCCGCGGCCCCGGUCGUGUCCGGUUCUCGGCAGGCUCGUUAGUGGCCGAGAUGACGCUCAAGUCGAGCCGGAGGGAGAGCGUGAGCAGCAUGCGGACGGCCCUGUCCGACCUGUACCUGGAGCACUUGCUGCAGAACCGCGCCAAGCCCGAGGUUGCUUCCUUCCCCUCAAAUUCUGUGACUGAGGACAUAUACACCAAUGGAUCUGCUGCACCAGCUAGUCCUGGGCCUGGCCAAGGCAACCACCGCCACCGGGAGCCCCGGAAAGUACGCUUCAUCCAGUUUGAGAAGGUCACAGAAGAGCCCAUGGGAAUUACUCUGAAGCUGAAUGAGAAACAGUCGUGCAUGGUGGCCAGAAUUCUCCAUGGGGGCAUGAUUCACAGACAAGGCUCCCUUCACGUGGGAGAUGAGAUCUUGGAAAUCAAUGGCAUGAGUGUGACUAACCACUCUGUUGAUCAGCUACAGAAGGUGAUGAAAGAAACCAAAGGAACGAUCUCCUUAAAGGUGAUUCCCAACCAGCAGAGCCGUCUCCCUGCUCUCCAGAUGUUCAUGAGGGCCCAGUUUGACUACGAUCCCCAGAAGGACCCCCUGAUCCCCUGCAAGGAGGCGGGCCUGAAGUUUGCCACUGGGGACAUCAUCCAGAUCAUCAACAAGGAUGACAGCAACUGGUGGCAGGGCCGGGUGGAAGGCUCGGCCAGGGAGGCCGCGGGCUUGAUCCCCUCUCCGGAGCUGCAAGAGUGGCGAGUGGCGAGUGUGGCCCAGUCAGCCACUCGGGCCGAGUCCCCGAGCUGCAGCCCCUUUGGGGGGAAGAAGAAGAAGUACAAAGACAAGUACCUGGCGAAGCACAGCUCAAUUUUCGAUCAGUUGGACGUUGUUUCCUAUGAAGAAGUCGUGCAGCUCCCAGCAUUCAAGAGGAAGACCCUGGUGCUGAUAGGAGCCAGUGGGGUAGGCCGGAGCCAUAUCAAGAAUGCCCUGGUCAGCAAGAACCCAGAGAAGUUUGUGUACCCAGCUCCAUAUACCACCCGACCCCCCAAGAAGAGCGAGGAAAAUGGGAAGGAGUACCACUUCAUCUCCACUGAGGAGAUGACCAAGAAUAUCUCGGCCAACGAGUUCUUGGAAUUUGGCAGCUACCAGGGCAACAUGUUUGGUACCAAAUUUGAGACGCUGCACCAGAUCCACCAGCAGGACAAAGUGGCCAUCCUGGACAUCGAGCCCCAGACCCUGAAGAUCAUCCGGACAGCAGAACUGUCCCCCUUCAUCGUGUUCGUUGCUCCGACCAACAAGGCCCAGCAGUCGGAAGCUCUGCAGCAGCUCCAGAAGGACUCCGAGUCUAUCCACAACAGAUACGCACACUAUUUCGAUCUCACGCUCGUAAACAACGGUAUCGACGAGAGCCUCCAGAUCCUGCAGGAGGCCUUCGAGCUGGCUUGUAGCUCUCCCCAGUGGGUCCCCGUCUCCUGGGUCUACUGAGCGCCCUCUUCACAGCUAGUCCAGGCUUGCUGCUUCUGCUCCUCAGCCUCCCCCUAGCCCCCAGCCCACCAAAGAUGGAUCAAUCUUUGGGGCUUGGCCAGAAAGGCCCAGGUGGCACCAGCCAAGUCCCUCCUCCUGACCCUGCACGCAUAAGCCUCUCCUUCCUGCUGCUGCAGCUGAUUCAGCCCCUCCCCACCACCCCUGUCUGUGGGGGAAUGAAAUGCCAAAAACAGGGGAAACUCCUGUGCAGGGAAGCCUUAAGUAGCAAUAAAAAUGCCAGCUUUGUCUCA